Molecule: messenger RNA, 261 nt
Organism: Microbotryum saponariae
Lineage: Eukaryota; Fungi; Basidiomycota; Microbotryomycetes; Microbotryales; Microbotryaceae
Source: the annotation of a GenBank genome assembly
AUGACUCCUGAGGGCUGCUCCGACGAUGUCGACUCGAACGCCGACUCAGACCCCGCCAUCGACGACUCCGAAGCCAGCUCCUCCGAUGGCGGCGAAGAAGCCAUGGAUCGACUGCGCCAAGUCGUCAACCUCCUCGAAAAUUGUGCACCCAACCAUCUACAGCUGGAGUAUGACACAAUGCAAGCCAAACGUCAAGCGAUCAUGUCGUCGAACCGCCUCUGGUCGGCGGAAGAGAAAGCCGACUACGGCAAGGGCCGCUGA